This is a messenger RNA of Coffea eugenioides, 765 nucleotides long. Its product is annotated as berberine bridge enzyme-like 8. Gene Ontology annotation, molecular function: FAD binding. The record is from RefSeq and is a predicted model, not a curated record. The transcript has a single exon. The coding region runs from base 1 to 765 and encodes 254 amino acids. NCBI's taxonomy places the organism in Eukaryota, Viridiplantae, Streptophyta, Magnoliopsida, Gentianales, Rubiaceae.
AUGCGGACAGCAAUUUACUGCUCUAAAAAGGUUGGUUUGCGAAUGAGGAUUCGAAGCGGAGGCCAUGACUUUGAGGGCAGCUCCUAUGUUUCCAAUGCUACCUUUUUCGUCAUGGACAUGUUCAAUUAUCGUUAUGUUAAAGUUAAUAACAAAGAACGAACAGCAUGGGUUGGAGCUGGUGCAACAAUAGGAGAAACUUACUAUGCCAUUAACAAAACUAAUAGCUCGCUUGCUUUCGCAGCUGGCUAUUGGCCUACUAUUGGAGUUGGGGGUCACGUUAGCGGAGGAGGCUAUGGUCCUCUGAUAAGGAAACAUGGUCUAGCUGCUGAUAAUGUCAUUGAUGCUCGUAUUGUCGAUGCAAAAGGAAGAGUUCUCACUCGAGCAUCGAUGGGAGAGGAUGUGUUUUGGGCAAUCAGAGGGGGAACAGGUGCUAGUUUCUGUGUCAUUCUCGCAUAUAAAGUAAAAUUGGUUGCCAUUACCCCGAGAGUUACAGCAUUUCGGCUUUACAAAACCCUGGAAACAAAUGCAACAAACCUUGUUCACAAGUGGCAAUUUGUUGCCCCUAAGUUGCCAAGGGACCUACUUCUUUCACUCCAAAUAACUAGUAUCAAUUCAAAUCAAACUGGCAGAAAAACGAUACAAGCUUCAUUUGUUGCUGUUUUCCAGGGAGGAGUUGAUCAACUACUCUCGAUAAUGCAAAAUCAAUUUCCAGAAUUGGGAUUGACUAGGCGAGAUUGCAUUCGACUGAAUUGGCUCGAUAAUUAG